This is a messenger RNA of Myripristis murdjan (pinecone soldierfish), 2428 nucleotides long. RefSeq names its product tectonic family member 2 (gene tctn2). The transcript has 18 exons. NCBI's taxonomy places the organism in Eukaryota, Metazoa, Chordata, Actinopteri, Holocentriformes, Holocentridae. The record is from RefSeq and is a predicted model, not a curated record. Gene Ontology annotation, biological process: smoothened signaling pathway; protein localization to ciliary transition zone; cilium assembly. Gene Ontology annotation, cellular component: MKS complex. Bases 43 to 2217 code for a protein of 724 amino acids.
CUGAAACCGUUUACAAAUAUGUCGACGCUCUGAAGCGACCCGAUGGCUAACGUGGCUAACGUACGCCCUCCAGCAUCUAAUUUGUGUCAAUUUACAUGUAUAUUAUUGUUUGUUUUCCUCUCCAGUGCCAGUAGCAUUCUCGUUUUUCAGCCGUCCUACAUCAUUGCAACUGGACCCAGUAUCACGGCAUUGUUGCUUGGGAAGGUGUCUGACAUUUCUCUGAAACUAAGGACAGUAUCUGCAUCCAAUACAACAGGAAGCUUUUCUUCACCAUCAUGUGUAGCUGGGCCAACACAAUGGGCUCUUACAGGGGAACCUGUGGGAAAGACUGCGAUUCGAGUCCAGCUGAGACUAAAUCAAAGCCUGUAUUUGUGUGGUGAUAAUGAGACAGACACAGACUGCUGUCCAGGGCCACUUUGUGUUCUGGAGACCCUUCAGCUGUCUGCCUGUAGGGGGGCCACACCUCAGGCAUCACUGCUUAUCCAGGCCAAGAUCUAUGCCCUGUUUCCUCCCGCCAGCCCUGAAUCUGAUAAUAAAACCGUAAUUCCUAAUCAAGUGUACCAACCACUGGGUCCCUGUCCUUGUGAUCUCACAGUCAGAGCAUGUGAUGUACGCUGUUGCUGUGACAAGGACUGUUCCCCGGAGGAUUUGAAGCUGUUUGAGUCCCACUGUCUCCCAGGGCCUUUCGGUGGUCAACUUGCUCCUGCUCCUGACUAUCAGUGCUCUGCGCAGUCCUUUGAAAAUGCCCCGGAUUGGUUUCCAUUUUUAUGUGUCAACUCUCCACCUGAGAACAACCCUUACCUUGGUCUCUUUUACCAGGGAGACACCAUUACACCAAAGCCUCGCUCAUCCUUCCAAAGCCCUGUAUUGUCAGCACCAGUGUCACCUAACCUCUACACCCAAGGAAGCCCCAUUUUCACUUUAAAUGAUCAGUACUUCACUAUACCGCAGAAUUCCCUCAUCGGACAGUGUGUACACAAUGCUCCUGUGGCAUUUUUGAAAAACUUCGAUGUCAAGUGUACAACCCUGCUCCGCUCCUGCCCAAAUAGGCCUCCUUUACAGACAUCAGGAGAUGAUUUGAGGGUUCAAGUGAACGAUGGCCAAGGAGGUGUGGUCACAGUGGAUGUGGUAGAUGAAGUGGCCAUUGACUUGAGUCAGUUUAUCACAAGCACAGAUGUGGUUUCCUCUCCAGACGAGGGGCAGAUAUGUGAGAAUGUGACUUUGGCCUUGGACUACAGAUUUUUUUGGAAAGGAAAUGGGAUCACAAACAUCAUAUUAACACGCACUGUUGGGACUAUCACUUUGAAUGGUAGUGGAGUGACGCUAACAGCUAAGUAUUCUGCUGUGUUUCUAAAUGGAGAUUUCACAGGUGAAUCGAACUCAGGGAACCCAGGAUAUCAGGUGGGAAGGCCUGUUAUUGCUGGGUUUGUGGAUACUGGGGAGAAUAAUACCGCAUCUAUUGAGAGGACUUCAAUUAAUCUUUGGAAACCAGUGAGUGAUGGACUCUGUUCAACUGCUGUGAAGCAACCAGUCCUGUUUGGAGAGAAUUCAACAGCAGGAUGCCUGCUACCUGUCAGCCUGCAGAAUCUGACUCAGUGUAACCUCCUGAGAGAGACUGUUACUUCUCUCCAGGCUUCCUUGAUUACAGCAGUGUAUGUGGCUAAGAAUGGAGACCCAGAUGCUCAAAACAUGGGAGACUGGGUGAACAUAAGCUUUGUGACACUGAAUUCAAGCAAGUCUAUGGAAGACACCAACAGUUCAUGUUUUGGGAUUCCAUACCAUCAACACAUCCAUAUUUGGAGUUUUACCACAAGCAUGAUAGAUGGUGUACCUCAAAGGGAGAUCCACGCUCUGCAGAUCAGUUAUAGUUUGUCUUCUUGGGGCCUGGACUGCGGAGGAGGUGACUCUUCUUCAUGUAUGGACCAGAUGGAGGGUCAGUUGUUCCCUGUCACCUCUUCUGUCACCUUUACUGACAUCGCUGUCAACACAGGACCGCCCAAAACCAGGUUUCAAAUCAACUUUACAGAGUACGACUGUGACAGGAAUGAUGUGUGCUGGCCAGAGCUGGCCUUUCCCAUCACCAGGUAUUACACAGGUGAGCCACAAUCCCAGUCUCUGGCCAAGGGCCUCAUCUUGGUUUUCUUCUUUCUCGCUGCCUCAGUUCUUGGAACUCCAUGGAGACAAAUUCGACAGGCAUGGAGCAGCACCUAUCUCUGACAUCCAGGUCAAUGAGGAAGGCUGAUAAAAUAUGUAGCACAACAUCCAGAUUGCUCUAUAGUGAGAUGUUCAUGUUCUAGUUCUGCUUUGGCAAAAUGAUAUGCUGAAGUGUCACUGAAAUGUACAUGCUUAUUUUAUGUUUGAGAGUGUAAAUAAUGAUUAAGUUAACAAUUGUGGUGCAACAUUUUGUAAUAAAACAUUUUUCAUUCUA